AUGCUUAUGAAGAAAGUGAAGAAACAUAUAACAUCUGUUGAUGUUGCUGCCUCACAUAUAACAGAAAUUUCAUCAGAUGUUUUAAAUCAAAAAAAUGAUGUAAGCCAAAUUGAGAAUUCAUUAAACUCAUCAUUUAAAAGUAUUAAUUUAAAACACGAAGACAAAAAUGCUAAUACAAUAGAGAAAACAAAUGAGUACAACCUAAAUGUAAAUGAUGAUGUUGAUUAUAAUUCUUCUGCAAGUCCUCAUCAAAUAAAAAGUAACAUGAGCAUUUUGAGUAAUACAAGUCAAGUUAAAUCAACCUUAAACGCUAGUUUGAUUCCUGCUGCGAAGAAAAAAUUUAAAAUACCUGCUGAUAUUAAGUUAUCUCAAAAAAAAAUUAAACCUACAAAUAUCCAAAAAACUGACUGGACUAAACCAAAUUCACCUGUUGUUUUUACUGCUCCUUCUCCUAAUCUUCAACCUAAAUUUAUUAAAUAA
This is a messenger RNA of Macrosiphum euphorbiae (potato aphid), 480 nucleotides long. Lineage: Eukaryota; Metazoa; Arthropoda; Insecta; Hemiptera; Aphididae. The record is from the annotation of a GenBank genome assembly.